Molecule: messenger RNA, 666 nt
Organism: Seminavis robusta
Lineage: Eukaryota; Bacillariophyta; Bacillariophyceae; Naviculales; Naviculaceae
Source: the annotation of a GenBank genome assembly
AUGGGUGAGCCCAAGAAAGGGUUCUUCAUUGACGACGAGAUGGAAUCUCCUCGCAUGGUGACAGCUGCAGACCGCUGGGGAAGCGGUCUUUCCCCCAGCAUCCCCAUGGAAGGCGACGGGGGCGGCUGCAUCCAACGUACCGGUGGUUGGAAGCUUCGUCCGAAGCUUUCGAGCGGAAAGGGGAAAGCUUGCCUCUCAGGACGCUUGCAUUCCAAUGCUGCUGUUGGCUCCAAUACCGCUACGCACAACCCCAGGUCCAUCACCGUCGUCGAAGACAGCUCUCCAGAUCCUUUUGACAUGACCCUCAUGGAGCUGGAAUCCAACAAGGCAAACAACUGGCGCGCCAAUGGAGGAUCGAUUGCUCGAUCCAAGGCCAUUGCCAUCACCAGGAAGCGUGAUGACACUCACGUUGUGGACGAUCACAUCAUGCAGACUUGUUCCUCGAUGGAGAGAAUGUACGAUUGGGCGACCUGGAAGAUGUACGAACGCAUCACUUACCACAGACGCCACUACCCAGUGCGCUACUCAUCCGAAGCGACAUCGGUGACGCCACGGUACAACACUGAUCCGCCCCCUUCAGCCAGCGAAGAGAAAGGCACUGAUGAAGUAGAUCAUGCCAAACCAGAGCGCUACUUUGAUGGGGAAAUCUUUGACCUGGAGAUCUGA